CGGCGUGAAGAGUGUAUCUUUAUAGGUAACAUUUACUGUUUCCCUUUUAAUUUACUUCGCUUAAGGCCAUAAUUUUCCUGCAUUUAGCAACUGCCCUGCAUACACAAGCCGCGGAACUCAAGGGCAAGAAACUGUCGACAUGGAUUUGAACUUAAUUGUUCAACGAGAAUCGGAGAAAUUGGACAAAUCGAAUGUGAUCAAAAAGAUUAAGACCGCUUUUCAGCUCGGAUAUGACGUUGUUGCUCUCAACGUUGUCAUAGGAGCUAGUGAACUUGGUUCUAAGAACAAGAUCCCAGAACCUCCACAGUACUCAUUGACUCAUCCAGACCUUCAGCCAUUGACACCACGAAAUCGAAGGCUUAGAAUUCUCACACGACUAACUGCUAAUUUGACAGACAGUGCCGAGUCACAUAGGCUGUUUCAGUCUCCUGUUGCCAAGAAGUAUGACAUCAUUGCGGUCUCGGUUACCCAAGAAAAAAUGUUUCAGCAUCUCUGCAACCAGGGAGAGUUUGACAUAGUCUGCCUUCCACUUGACGAUCGGCUCCCAUUUGUGGUGAAGCGAACACAAUACGGAGCAGCCACAGGCCGGGGGCUCUUCUUUGAAAUUCAGUAUGCUCCGUGCAUUCGUGAUGAGUCUUCACUGCGGAACACUAUUGCUAACUGCCAGACUCUCAUGCAUGCAGGCAAAGGCAAGGGGAUCAUCAUAACAAGUGGAGCAUGGAUGCCUCAGGAACUGAGAGGACCAAAUGAUGCUGCCAACCUCGGUUUCCUGUAUGGGCUUUCUGAGUGCACAACACGAGAGGCUGUCUUUGGCAACUGCCGAAGUGUCAUCAUGCAUGCAGAAACCAGGCGAAAGGUGGAUCGAGCCAUUGUGUUCUCGAAGUCUCUUGAUGAAUUGCCUGAGAAAGACAAGUGGCUCGUGGAGGCCUGCAAAGCACCUGGAGUGGAAGAGGCGGCAGCAAAAGCUGCUGGCUGUGGUGACUCUCAGAAGCGUGGAGGGCCUCCACCAAAGAAAAAGAAAAAGAAGGGCCACUCUUGAAGGAUGUAAUAUUGUCUUAUAAAGAAAAAGAAAACAAGAUAAGUUUUUCAGAUGUGUAUAA
Molecule: messenger RNA, 1100 nt
Organism: Dermacentor andersoni
Lineage: Eukaryota; Metazoa; Arthropoda; Arachnida; Ixodida; Ixodidae
Gene: Rpp30
Product: ribonuclease P protein subunit Rpp30
Biological process (GO): tRNA processing
Cellular component (GO): nucleolar ribonuclease P complex
Molecular function (GO): RNA binding
Source: RefSeq, a predicted model, not a curated record